Molecule: messenger RNA, 877 nt
Organism: Culex pipiens pallens (northern house mosquito)
Lineage: Eukaryota; Metazoa; Arthropoda; Insecta; Diptera; Culicidae
Exons: 2
Coding region: 225-845 (206 amino acids)
Source: RefSeq, a predicted model, not a curated record
GUUGAGUUUUGACCGCCGAUCGCGAAACACGACAAUCCGGCAUCGACGGGAGAGAAAAAAAAAAUCAAGCGCGCGCGCAAGUCUUCCAAAAACCAAUAAACGAUAACGGAUAAAAAAGAAGAAGAAGAAGCAGGGUAGUGAAGAGUGCUUGCGUAUUUUGGAUUUAUUUUAUUUAUUUUUCGCGUUCCAUAAUAAGAAAAAGAGCAUUAAAAACCCACUUCACCAUGACCGCGAAGACGACGACGUUGGCACGCAGGCUGGUCCCCGGGUGCUGUUUGCUGCUGCUGCUGGCUUCGGCCGUCGUUUUGGCACAGGAAGACGGAGGUUACGACGACGAGGACGACCGCGGCCAGCGAUCGCACCCGAAAAACGACGACAGCCUGGACGCCGCGAACGCCACCAUCCGGUGCUGGUACUGCGUCGGCCGGUUCCGAACGUGGGCCGACUGCCAGCGCGUCAACGAGGUCGACUACUGCGAGCCGGAACAGCCGGGCGGUGAGGUGCGCUGCCUGACCAGCUCGAUCCUGAUCGAGAAGGCCAACGGGGACCGCAAGUGGCACCGGUACGCCGGCUGUGCGCUCAACGAGACGGCCCUCCAGGAUCUGUACCUGGAGACGUUCGAGGUCAGCUUCAACCAGACGUCCGCGAUGGGACCGAACAUUACGCUGCAGGAGUACAACGUGUGCUCGGGCGCGCUCUGUAACGUGAUGGACCAGGAGGCGUUCCGGCGGGGCAGUGGCCGCGUCGUCAAGCUGACCAUGCCCGGAGCGGCCUCGUUGGCCGGUAUCAACCCGUUCGUGACGGUUUUGACGGCGCUUUUGGGGGUGGUCUUUGCGAUGAAAUAAAGUGCUCAAGUGCGUGUACAACAAGUGCCAAA